Molecule: messenger RNA, 7656 nt
Organism: Cherax quadricarinatus
Lineage: Eukaryota; Metazoa; Arthropoda; Malacostraca; Decapoda; Parastacidae
Source: RefSeq, a predicted model, not a curated record
GGCCAGAAAUACCCCGGGGCUGGUGGCACACGAGGCAGGCCGGGGGUACACUGUGUAGGCGAGUGCCAGUGUGGAGAGCACACACAGGAACACAACUCCUCCUCACAACCGCCGGGGUACCUCCUUCAGGAUACCUUCAGGACGCCUCCUUCAGAACCCACUCGUAACCCUGAGCUACGCUGGUGUCCACUCUGAAGGCUCAGUCUACGAGAAAUUAGCGAAAGCAAAAUUCCGCAGCAAAGCUAUCCUGAGGCCCACCCCUGCCGGCCCUGUGUACUUGGCACUGUACACCCAGAGUCCUGCUGCCCCUGGACGCUACUGCUAGUGCCUCAAGCUGCUACUAUUGACGGAAGGUGUCGGUGAUGGAGUUUUAAACGAAAUACGACGGCGUUUGUGAGGAAGAGAGAGAGAGGCCGUCAAGGUGGUAGAGACAAGCAUUUGUUGCUGGUGCUGGAUUUAAGUGCUGGUGUAAAACUAUAGUGACAACAGUAGUGGUGCUAUAUUAUACAUCGCCCCUGAGGGUAUAGUGCGGUUGAGUGCGCACGCGCUGACCACCUUCAAAAACUGUCGACGCCUCGGCAAUGUAAAGUGAAACCAUGUCCUCGUUUUGGAGUAACGUAAAGGGUCGAGCUACGGGCGAGAAGCCCCCCUCAGGCAAGUCUCGCUCCACCUCGCGAGGCAAGGAGAACCUACCCCGAGGACGACCUUCCACCCGAGAGUCACUUCCGGACGACACUCGAGAUGAGGAGGACCUCGACGACCACCGCGAGGCGGAGGUGGAGGGCGAGCCAGCAGGAGAUGGUUGUCUGAAUGUUUCCCGUCUUGCUGGACAGGUGUGGGGUCGUGGUGGAGGGGGGGUGAUGAGGGUGGGUUUACUACCCGCCUUCACCCGCUCAGGACGGACGGGAUCGCUGCCCCACCACGCCCGCAGGUCAUCUUCAGAGGGAACCCCACCGGCGCCCACGCCGCCCCCGACGCCCACAUCAGAAGAGCGGCCACCUGUGCCGGACUCGCCCAAGCCUAAGGUCAAGGGCUUGAGCAAGAAGCGUGCAGCCUCUGCCUCUCCGUCCCGGGAUAAGAGACGAUCCUUCAGAGGCAUAUCUAGGGACCGCUUUCCAAACCUGCCCUCUAUGCCACACCUACCUCCUAUGCCAAACCUUCCCCCUAUGCCGCACCUGCCUCCCAUGCCACACCUUCCCCCAAUGCCGCACCUACCCCCCAUGCCGCACCUACCCCCCAUGCCGCACCUUCCCCCCAUGCCGCACCUACCUCCUAUGCCCAAGGGUCCGUCACUGCCACCACAGCUGCGGAAACUGGUAAGUCGUGGGAAGGACAGGAAGGGCGGGGAUAGUCCCAGCAAGCCUAGUCGGCGCCAGGGACCGGUGGGUCGUACCUGGGUUAAAGUCUACGACGACAUCACAUUCAUGGACGACGACAAGAGUAGCGACACCCUCUACCCUAUCGUCGCCCACACCGGCAGACCCAAGAAAGUGCCCGACGCCGCCCCUCUACCCACGCCGCCCACGCCACCCCCGCCCAGGACGCACAAGGACGUCUCCAUCGACAGCGAAUACGACAACAUUCCUCGACCCGACGCCGACCAGCAGGAACCCGAACCUGCUGAAGACUUCCCCGAGGAGCUGCCUGACGUGACGCCCAGCGAGGAACCCGCGGCCGCUGAGGGCGGACCUCAGGACGCACCAACAGCCCGCGAUAGGGACAGGUUCAGGGGACGGCGCCAGAAGCGGACGGGGACGCCAGUGGCCAGGAGCUACAGCGAGGAGGAAGUGGGAGAUGUGGAAGCGGCGCGCCUGGCGGCCAUUGAGAGCGAGAUCAUUGUAGCAUCACCCGAGGAAGAGGACUACAUCAUCCCACAGGCCCUACAGCCUCCACGCCCACCCCGCGGCAACAAGGUCUACGACAACAUCGAACCCACGCCCUCCCAAGCCCUUGACACCCAGAUGGACCACGACACACCCAGCAUCGAAGAACCCAUUAAGCCGCGCAGAGGCGUCAAACUCUACGAAGAAAUUCUCAUCAAGCGGCAGCAGUUUCUUGCUGCAGAGGACGAGCAGACGCCAGCAGACGAUAGACAGCAGGAAGAUGCGCGGGAGAGGGAGCAGCAGGAAGCAGCAGGUGAAGUCGGCUACACAGUAAGCGCACCAGCGCAGUUAAGUGUAGAAGUGGAGGAAGGAGAUUUUGGGCAGGUGGAGGCAGGUGAGGCUGAGCAGGUGAAGCCAGGUGAGGAUGGACAGGUGGAAAGAGAGACGACACCUGAUGAACCUUGUCGUCCUCGUCGCGGGGUUAAAGUCUACGAGACCAUGGAGGUGCGACGCGACGCCCCGACUGAGUACGCUUUUGAAACCAGCAUUGAGCAGUCAGUCUCCGAAGUGUGUGAUUUCGAGGAGAAACAGAAGAAGGAUGUGAGUGAUGUAUCUACCAGAGAGGAGGAGGAGAGUGAAGGGUCUACCAGGAAGGAGGAAAGUGAGGUAACUGCCACUGAAGAGAAGAUACCUCCUCGUCCCACGCGAGGCAACAAGGUAUACGCUGCAGUGGUGAUACAGUGUCAUCAAGAGAGCGGUCAGGGACUAGUCGCCCAGGUCUCGGUCCACCACAAGACCGACCACAUUGUUGCAGAGCGUGAGACCAAAGUAGCUCCGAUGGAAGUAGACGCAGCAGUUCCGACGGAGGUAGACGUAGAAGCUCCGACAGAGGUAGACGCAGCAGCUCCAACGAAGGUAGAAGCAGCAGCUCCGUCGGAAGUAGACGCAGCAGCUCCACUGGAGGUAGACGCAACAGCUCCGACGGAGGUAGACGCAGGCGCUACAGAGGAAGUACCUGCAGACGUAACAGCCCACGACGUACUGGCGAAGCAGCAGCACGAAGUCGAGAACGAUGUCGCCCUCAAGAUGGAGCCGAUGGAACUCAGUGACCAGCAGGAGGUGGAAAGAAAAGCAGGAGUACCACCUUACGCUCGUGUACUGAAGGGGGGCGGCACUAGGGAGCUGCGCCCCCUGGUCACCAGCGAGGAUGAUGAGCCGCCCCCUCCCAUCCCCCCCAAGAAGAAGGGUCUGAGAACCAUCUCUCCCCAGCUGGACAGGGACCCGCCUCGCCCUCCACGACACCUCAAGCCUCGCCCCCGCAGGUCUCUCCUGUUGAUCAACGGUGAGGUAGGUCCUUCAAGGCCCGCCAGGGGCAGCAAGAUUUACACUGCUGUCCAAGUUAUCACUCCAGACCCGCCCAAGAGGCACUCCAAAGUAGUGCGCAUUGAGGACCUCGCUGCCCACAUCAAGGACGACCUCGACGCCCACAUCAAGGACGCUCACGCACCCCUUAAGCCAUCCAGGCACGCCCUAAAUGUCCCUCGACGUCGCAAGAAACACAAGUAUGGGAGAGACGGGGAGGAAGAGGCGCUACAGACGGUGAAUGACACAGAAGUCUCCAUUACUACCGACUUCGAGAAUUACCAGAAUGUUACGUUAAGCCAAGAUGGUCCACGCCCCGUCGCCCGCACACGCCCGCGGCCCCUCCCUCCGCCCCCUCCACCACCCAAAAAAGGCAAAAUACAACAACAUCACCAGCAGAGACUACAACAACAACAAGUACUAGACGGGCGAGUGAAUCAGGGCUACCAACCCAAAGGGGCUACUGAGAACGGGAGUGUUGGCAGACCUGCUGGAGGGGAGGAUCAGGGUGGGUACCUCCACCCAGCCAGUCGUCCCUCGGCACACGCCGGGACUGGUCGUAGUCGUCCAGCUACGCUCGACACCGACAUCGACGACAACUUGAGGACCAUCGAGUCGUCCUUCGCAGCGCUAGACACUGUGUUGAAGUCGCUGCAGACAUACUCGAGAGCCUCCCCAGGCAGGGCUGGGGUGAGGGCCUCCGAGCAGGACCUACCUCACCACCUUCCUCCCUCCACCUCGCCUACCUCCCCAUCACCACCGACAACAACCAUAGCAUCACCAACGGCCCCAACAGCAUCACCAACAAUCACCACAAUAUCACCAACAGACUCCACGACAUCAACAUCAAUCUCCACAGCAUCACCAACAACCACAGCACCCUCAACAGUCCUCACAGCAUCCCCAACAGUCCUUACAGCAUCGCCAACAAUCCUCACAGCAUCCCCAACAACCACAGCAUCGCCAACAGUCCUCACAGCAUCCCCAACAGUCCUCACAGCAUCCCCAAUAGUCCUUACAGCAUCGCCAACAAUCCUCACAGCAUCCCCAACAACCACAGCAUCCCCAACAGUCCUCACAGCAUCACCAUCAACAGCCUCUGUUCCCACAACGAUAGAAACGGUAUUAACGGCAUCUCCAACAGUAGCAACAGCAUCAACAGACGCAGAAGAAACAGCAUUGACAGCAGACAAAGUGAAAGCAGAACAGACAGCAGUGAAUUCUGCCUUGGGAAAAACAGUGCAGGAGACCGAGACACUGUUUUCACGGUCCGAAUUUGAAGUCAGUGAAUCCAAAAGUGUCGCUGAGGAAGCCAAAAAUGCUCUCGAAACCAGUGAGGGAGUCGAAACCACGUCCAUAGCGGUGAAAACCAGUGACGAGCGAGUGAAAGACCCUUCCGGUGAAUCCAAAGAGGAGCCUGUAAAAGUCAAAGUUACCCCAGAGACGACAGUGAGGUUUCUGGAGGGGAAAACAGUGUUCGAAACCUCUGUAAAUAUCAGUAAAACCUCUGUAGAUACCAGUGAAUCCUCUGUAAAAGCCAGUGAAUCCAAAGAAAGCGCUGAGGAAGUCAAAGGCGUAGAAACAAAAGCCGAUUCGGGUGAAAUCAAAGGUGAGCCUGACUCGUCCGUAGAGGCUGAGGAAGGCAAAAGUGACUCUCUGAGAAGUGCGGAAAAGAUCGAGGAAGCCAAAAGGGAGCCAGAGGAAGUCAAAGUCAUUCCAGAGGUGGCCUUGAAAUUUGAGUUGGGGAAGACAGUGUUUGAAACGACGGUGAAAAUUGGGGAAGUCAAAGAGAGAACUGGAGAAGACAAAAUCACUAUAGACACCACUGUGAAAGAGGAAGCCAAGUCUGAGUCUGGGGAAAUCAGCCUUGACGAGGCAGGACGUGAUACUGGAGAAGCUAAAACCGAUGAGGAAGUCAAACUCGAAAAAAUCAAGGCAGAAACAGAUGAAGAAGCUUCAGCAAGUCUUGUUUUAGGGGAAUUCAACGUGACUGGCCUUGAAGUCAAAACAGUUAAGGAAACAGUUACGAAGGCAGAGGAAGACAAACUCCAACCUGAACCGACACUGGGAGUUGAAGACAAACCUGAAGACGAGGCCGAGGAUAAAGUCAAACCAGAGACGGUGAAGCCGGUGGAAUUCAAAGCUUCCGAGGAAGUCAGUGCUGUAACAGACACAGCCGUGAAAUUCCAAGAGGGAAGAACACUCUUUCAGACGACGGUAAAGAUUGGGGAAGCCAAAGAAGUCAAAACCUCCCAGGAGAAAAUUGUGGAAGCCGAGGAACCUAUACCUGGCCAUCAAACAUCAGAUGAAGUCAAACUUGAGCCUGAGGAAGUCAAAAAGGAGACGGCUGUAAAAUUCAAAGAGGGAAGAACGCUGUUUGAAACUAGGGUCCAACUUGUGGAAGCCAAGACUACGCCAGAGGUAAGUGAGGCUUCAGAUGAAGCUCGAUAUGUUCCCGAGGAAGUCAAGGUAGCUUCCGAGGUAGAAGAGGAAGUCAAGGUAGCUUCCGAGGUAGAAGAGGAAGUCAAGGUAGCUUCCGAGGUAGAAGAGGAAGUCAAGGUAGCUUCUGAGGUAGACGAGGAAGUCAAGGCAGCUUCCGAGAUAGACGAGGAAGUCAAGAUAGUGCCUGAGAUAAGAGAGGAAAUCAAGAUAGUUUCCGAGAUAGAUGAAGUCAAGAUAGUUCCUGAAAUAACAGAAGUCAAAAGUAUUCCCAAAGAAGCAGAGGAAGUCAAAAGUCCUGAAGAAGCAAAUGAAGUCAAGGGUGCUCCUGAAGAGGUAGAGGAAGUCAAAAGUGCUUCUGAAGCACAGGAAGUCAAAAGUGUUUCAGAAGAAGUAGAGAAAGUCAAAAGUGCUGAAGAGGUAGAGGAAGUCAAGAGUGUUCCUGAAGAAGUAGAGGAAGUCAAGAGUGCUUCUGAGGAAGUAAAGAGUGCUCCUGAAGUAGAGGAAGUCAAGAGUGCUCCUGAAGUAGAGGAAGUCAAGAGUGCUCCUGAAGUAGAGGAAGUCAAGAGUGCUCCUGAAGUAGAGGAAGUCAAGAGUGCUGAAGAAGUAGAGGAAGUCAAGAGUGCUCUUGAAGUAGAGGAUGUCAAGAGUGCUCCUGAAGAAGUAGAGGAAGUCAAGAGUGCUCCUGAAGAAGUAGAGGAAGUCAAGAGUGCUCUUGAAGUAGAGGAAGUCAAGAGUGCUGAAGAAGUAGAGGAAGUCAAGAGUGCUGAAGAAGUAGAGGAAGUCAAGAGUGCUCUUGAAGUAGAGGAAGUCAAGAGUGCUCCUGAAGAAGUAGAGGAAGUCAAGAGUGUUCCUGAAGAAGUGGAGGAAGUCAAAAGUGCUCCUGAAGAAGUAGAGGAAGUCAAGACUGUUCUUGAAGAAGUAGAGGAAGUCAAGACUGUUCUUGAAGAAGUAGAGGAAGUCAAGACUGUUCUUGAAGAAGUAGAGGAAGUCAAGACUGUUUUUGAAGAAGUAGAGGAAGUCAAGAGUGCCCCUGAAGCAGAGGAAGUCAAGAGUGCCCCUGAAGCAGAGGAAGUCAAAAGUGUUAUUGAAGAGGCAGAAGAAAUCAAGACAACAGGUGAAUCCAAAACUGCGCCUGAGACAACCGAACUCAAAACUACCUCAGAAACAGUGAAAAGUGAGGAAGCCAAAGUCGAAGGGGAAAAAGAUAUUGUGGAAGCCAUAAACGCUCCACUAAACUCGUUAGAAGUCAAACCUGAAAACAGUGAAGGCGCUACAUAUACACUGAAAGCUGAUGAAGUCAAAAAAGACCCAGAGGUGAUCCCAACUGUCGAGGAAACUGCUGUGAAAUUCAAAGAGGGGAAGACAUUAAUUGAAACCACGGUUAAAGUUGGGGGUUCGGAGGAAGGCAAAAUUGAACCGGAGAGAAAGGGUACUUCGGAGACACGUGUGAAGGCUGAGGAAGCCAGGAUACAAGAGCCGGUGCCUUCAGUGGAAUGUGAAGGGGAAACGACACAGACCGUGGAGGAAGUUAAAUCAGAGGGCGGAGACGUCAGCGGUGAGCUUCAGACGCUAUCCACGAGUGAGGAAGCCAAAGUCGAACAGGGAGAAGUCGAGACUGAGCAGGGGGAAGUCAAGGCUGAGCAGCAAGGAGCCAAGGGGGCUUCACCAGCUGCCAAGAGAGGAAGGACUGUCUACGAAACACUCUACCAAAUUGAAGCUAUCAAGGAGAGGAAGUCAAAAGCACAAGACAAGGUGGAAGACAGCAAGAGUGUGGAGGCUGGUGCAGCGGACGUGGAGGCUUCGCAGGCAGAGGUGGAAGUAGCAGACGACGCAGCAGGAACGACAGGACUGGAGGCUGGUGUAGCAGAUAUUGCUAGUCGCCUCGAAGAAUCUGAAUGAGGAGAUUCUGGCGGACUUGGAAGCGCGCAUCGCAGACUGGGAAACACAUAAGAAGAUAUCUGACGUGAUCGUACGCAAGGGCCCCUUCCUCAAGCUGUACUCGGCCUACAUUAAGGAAUUUGAGAACCAG